Molecule: messenger RNA, 1349 nt
Organism: Coregonus sp. 'balchen'
Lineage: Eukaryota; Metazoa; Chordata; Actinopteri; Salmoniformes; Salmonidae
Source: the annotation of a GenBank genome assembly
AUGGAUACUAUGGUGAAGCAGUCUCUGGCAGUGCCCAUGAAGAAGCUGUCCAGCUGUGUGACAGGGGUGAAGGAGAGAGAGGUGUGGGCCAGGCGCAGGGCCAAGAGGGGGACAGGAGGAGUAAAGAGCACCCCUCCACGGAUGGGACACACCCCUGUCAUACGCUCCUACCAAACUGACCUGGAGAAGGAGAGGUGAGUGACUGCAAACUUAACUAGAACAUGACCACUGUGGUCAAUGUGGAGAUUAGAAACAAGACCAUGAGGCGAUUAUGGAUGAAAACUAGCUUUGGUAACAGACAGAUUGGGGGUUGGUUGUGAUGGGUUUGAGAGCAGGGGGGUUGGUUGUGAUGGGGUUGAGAGCAGGGGGUUGGUUGUGAUUGGGGUUGAGAGCAGGGGGGUUGGUGUGAUGGGGUUGAGAGCAGGGCGGUUUGGUUGUGAUGGGUUGAGAGCAGGGGGGUUGUUGAGAGCAGGGCGGUUGGUUGUGAUGGGUUUGAGAGCAGGGGGUUGGUUGUGAUGGGGUUGAGAGCAGGGGGGUUGGUUGUGAUGGGGUUGAGAGCAGGGGAGUUGGUUGUGAUGGGGUUGAGAGCAGGGCGGUUGGUUGUGAUGGGGUUGAGAGCAGGGCGGUUGGUUGUGAUGGGGUUGAGAGCAGGGAUGUAUUUAUGUUUGUGUGUGUGUCUAUCUAUGUGUUACAUAUGAUGUGUCAUUGUUGUGUUGAUUCCAGGAAGCUGAGGGAAGCCCUGAACGCUCAGAAGCAUGCAGAGAGAGCUGCCAUGAGGGAUCACUUCAGGAAGAAGUACCAGCUCUCCAAGGUUAGUGUGUUGCAUUAUCAGACCAAAUUAAACCACUAUCUCCUAGCCCCUAGCCUCUAGCCCCUAGCCUCUAGCCCCUAGCCCCAUACCCAUAACCCUUAAAGCAGUGCUUCUUCACAAUUUAUCUGUCUGACAUCAUCACAGUUCUGAUACUGACAAUGUUUCUUACUUCGGUGCUUUGAGACUGAAGUUAAAAAUGGCAAGACCAUAUUUAAACUGUAUUUUCUUAUUUUUCCUCGUCACCCAACCCCUGUCUUCCCAACUCUCUUCCCAACCCUCUUCCCAACCUCUUCCCAACCCUCUUCCCAACCCCUAGAGCUCCAAGGACACCAGCCACCUGAGUGCGGUUAGAGAGAAAGUGGCCCUCCCCCGUCAGCUGACUAAACUGAUUCGUCCUGAGACCCCGACCAAGGACGAUGGCUACAGCCUGCUGAGCGCCUUCCAAGGCCUCAGCUUCAACAUGGGGAUGCUUGGAGGCAAGCAGAGCAAGUCGCCCACUCCAAUGUCAGUCAACGGAGAGGCCUGCAAAGUCAUGUGA